UUUCAGUUUUUGAUAUACUUAUAUCUUACAAUAUUUUAAUAUUCCCAAUUUACACAAAUCCCAUUUUAUCUCUUUAUCUAACUCAGUAUAAUAUCUAUAACGAAAAGAAUAGAAGAGGACAUUCUCAAUUCUUCUUAAAUAUUGUCAGAAAUAUAAUACAGCAAGAUGUUUGUUUACGAGUUUAUGGCUGGAAUAGUUGAGCAUAUAACUGGAGGCGAGGAAGAGGAAUCUUUCGACCCACAUGAACACCGCAGAGUAGAGAGACCGACGACUUAUUCAGACACGAUGACGCAUCUGCUGAAGGGUAGUAUAGGAGCUGGCAUCCUCGCCAUGGCGGACGCGGUCGCCCGUGUCGGAAUUGUUUUCAGUAUUUUUGGCAUUUUAAUGAUUGGAUCCUUCGCUACUUACUGCAUACAACUUUUAAUAGCAACUCAGUAUAAAUUGUGUAAGAGAUUCAAACGCGGUUAUCUGGCCUAUCCUAAAUCCAUGCUUUUUGCUAUCCAAGAAGGACCCCCGUGCCUCAGGUGGUCCGCCAGAUCACUUUAUUACUUUGUUGAUUCUGUGUUGAUCCUUUGGCAACUCGGUAUUUGCUGUAUAUACUGUGUCUUUGUCGCUGAAAAUAUAAAACAGGUUUGUGAUUUCCACGGACAAGUAAUGUCUUUGAGAACACACCUUUUUUUUCUGUUAUUGCCGCUCACGCUCAUGGGACUCGUGAAAAACCUCAAACUGUUGACUCCAUUUUCUUCUAUAUCAAACAUAGUUACUAUAUUUGGGUUUGUUCUUGUCUUCUUUUAUUUAAUUGAAGAUGAUGUUACUAUAGAAGAUGAAAAGUUACAAUUGAAGGGACUCGAAGAGAUUCCAUUCUUUAUUGGCACGACAUUGUUUGCCCUCGAAGCUGUGGGUGUGGUCCUGGCUUUGGAAUACAACAUGGAGCAACCAAAACGUUUUGUAGGACUCUUUGGUCUUUUCAACAUUGGCAUGGUUAUCAUUAUGUCACUCUAUUUGCUGAUGGGGAUUUUUGGUUAUCUCAAGUAUGGAGACGAGAUAAAAGCGUCUAUAACCUUGAAUCUACCCCAAAAUCAAAAGAAAGCGCAAGCAGCAAAAGUGAUAUUUGCAAUGGCAAUAUUUUUGACAUUUCCACUGCAGAAUUUUGUUGCCUAUAGCAUUAUCUAUCGUAAGAUACACAAAAAAGUAUCAGGAACGAAACUUUUAAUUUUAGAUUACUUACUACGUGUAGCACUCGUAGUUCUUCCUUGGUUGGCUGCAGUAGCUGUGCCGAAACUGGGACCAUUCAUAGCUUUGUUUGGUGCUUUCUGUCUGUCCCUUCUAUCUAUGGUGUUUCCCGGCAUCAUGGACGCCUGCGUCUGGUACACUGAUAGUUACGGCCUGUGCCGCUACCGACUCAUUCGUGAUAUAUUCAUCGUGUUAAUCGGCCUCGCAUUUCUCAUCUCUGGUUGCUACACAAGCUUACUAGAAAUUGCUGCUUCUUCCGACCACUGAUUUGAUGGAAAUGUACUAAUUGUUAUUAAAUUUUGUGGAAUUAA
Molecule: messenger RNA, 1544 nt
Organism: Danaus plexippus (monarch butterfly)
Lineage: Eukaryota; Metazoa; Arthropoda; Insecta; Lepidoptera; Nymphalidae
Product: proton-coupled amino acid transporter-like protein CG1139
Exons: 8
Coding region: 166-1500 (444 amino acids)
Biological process (GO): amino acid transmembrane transport
Cellular component (GO): vacuolar membrane
Molecular function (GO): amino acid transmembrane transporter activity
Source: RefSeq, a predicted model, not a curated record